This is a messenger RNA of Salvelinus sp. IW2-2015, 2365 nucleotides long. RefSeq names its product fibromodulin a (gene fmoda). The record is from RefSeq and is a predicted model, not a curated record. Lineage: Eukaryota; Metazoa; Chordata; Actinopteri; Salmoniformes; Salmonidae. Gene Ontology annotation, molecular function: protein binding.
AAGGAAGUGAAGGAGAGAGAGGUUUUCAUAAAGUGUUUGGCAAAGACCCUCUCAGUCCUGCACAGCCUCUCAAGAGGGACUCAAGAGGUACUGGUUCUCACUGGUCAGCUGCAGCAGAUUUGUGUGUGAGUUCUUUCCUGCGUGUGUGUGACCAUGCGUGGUGUGUGCGUGUUCCUUUUGGCAUGCAUCAUGCCGCUAUCCGUCGCCAUGCCAGACAGGCAGGACCCGUUUCUCUGGCUGUCCGCSCUGCAUGGUCGCGGUUACAACGAGGGCUCCCUAUUGGCCGACACCACCGGGGGGGAGUGUCCUGAUGAGUGUGACUGCCCGCCCUCCUUUCCCAUCGCUAUGUACUGUGACGGACGGGGGCUGACAGCCAUGCCCACAGUACCCUCCAGGAUGAAGUACCUGUACCUGCAGCACAACGAGAUCACCGCCCUGCCAGACUCCGCCCUGGCUAACACUACUAACCUAGUCUGGGUCAUGUUGCAUCACAACGCGCUGUCUACAGACAAAAUCGGCAAGAGGGCGUUUGCCAAGCUGCAAGGGUUGGAGCGUCUGUACCUACAACAUAACAACCUGACUGGUGUUCCCCCCAACCUGCCACGCUCACUACGAGACCUCAGACUCAACAACAACAACAUCAACAAGAUUACGCCAGAGGCCCUGGAGGGCAUGGGCAACCUGACCAUCCUGUAUCUCCAUGACAACGCUCUGACGGAGAUGGGCACAUCUCUUAGGGGGUUGAACUCACUCACACUCCUCGACGUCAGCGGCAACAAGCUGAAAAAGGUUCCAGACAGCCUCCCAGAGCGCAUCCACCAGCUGUACCUGGAGUCUAAUGCCAUCAGCGCUGUCCCAGAGGGAUUCCUCAGCAAGUUCUCCCAGCUGCAAUACAUUCGCAUGGGCCACAACCAGCUGACGGACAAGGGCAUCCCUCCCAACACCUUCAACGUGACUGGCCUGGUGGAGCUGGACCUCAGCUUUAACCAGCUGGAGAGGAUCCCCCCCGUCAGCCAGACGCUAGAGCACCUCUACCUACAGGCCAACCGCAUCAAAGAGUUUACCCUGGGUAGUUUCUGUAGUGUCGUGGACGUGAUUAACUUCUCCAAACUGAGGACGGUGCGUCUGGAUGGGAAUGAGAUCAGCACCGGGGAUGUCCCCUCCGACUCAGUCCUUUGUCUGCGCAUGGCCAACACCAUCGAGGUGUAACACUCCCUUCUCACCACCAGGCUACAGCACCAUCAAGGUGUAACACAACCAUCUCACCACCAGGCUACAGCACCAUCAAGGUGUAACACUCCCCUCUCACCACCAGGCUACAGCACCAUCAAGGUGUAACACUCCCCUCCUCACCACCAGGCUACAGCACCAUCAAGGUGUAACACUCCCCUCUCACCACCAGGCUACAGCACCAUCAAGGUGUAACACAACCAUCUCAACACUGGAAUGCAGCAUUUCCAGUACACAUCUGCAACUCCCCUAUUUCCUGAACGGAGGGUAGCAGUUUGAUCGUCACUAGUUACCAAAGCCACAAAGUCAUAAUUAUGGCUAAACCCCACCUAUUUCUAUAAUAUAUUAGCCAUUCAGCAGACACUUCUAUUCAGAAUGACUUGCAGUCAUGCAUGCAUACAUUGGGUUGUCCUGGGAAUCGUGCCAAGCGCUGCCAACUGAGCUACAAUUUCUCUGCCAAAAAUCUGAUUUUAAAUCUAACCCUAACCUUAACCACACUGCUAAACUUAUGCCUAACCCUAACCUUGAAUGAAGACUGAGAAGCACAUUUUUGCUUUCAUUAAUUUUGACAAUAUAGCCAAUUUUGACUCUGUGGCUGUGAUAACUAGUGACAAAGCAGCAGUCCUAACUUUAGCAUCACAUUGCAAUUCUCCAAUCUCACCAAGAAGGGGCAGCAGAGGGUUAUGAGACACAAAGGCACACCAAGUUUAUUUUGGUUUGGUUUGUUCUACUAAUAUCAUUCAAAAGGACAUUAUCAUACAUCUCCAUAUCAGGACAAGUUGUUUUCUAAACUUUAGAAAUAGAAUGUUCAAAGCAUGUUCAAAGUCAACUUCAUGUCAACUUUUGACGGUCAGAAAAAAACGAUGGACGAAUGGUGGUUCUGGCCAUAAUUUACGUUGUCUGACAACAUAUGAGCCUCAGAGAAAUGCCAUUGGCUCAGAUCUCUGUGUUCCGGCCCUAACUCGAGUAGGCAUGUAACUGUUGUGAUUUAUGAUUGAGAUUUAUGAUAUGAAAGACAUGUAGGCCUACUGCAUGUAUUGGUAUUAGUAUUGACUAAGGGCCUUGGUGUUUUGAUGUCCUUCACAGGGCUUUCUUAUUGACUUAAUAAAGGUAUUCAUGUUUUACUAAGACUUAA